Molecule: messenger RNA, 1851 nt
Organism: Cylicocyclus nassatus
Lineage: Eukaryota; Metazoa; Nematoda; Chromadorea; Rhabditida; Strongylidae
Source: the annotation of a GenBank genome assembly
AUAAAGCAGUCAGCGUGGCGGCAUGUUUAUGAGACUACAGUACGCUCGUGGUAGUGCAUGUAUAUAAACAGCAACGCAAUAAGCGAUACACCGAAAUGCUUCGGUUGCUCUGUUUUGCACUUGUGCAUGUCACCACAUUGUCUGCAUUGGAGGGAGAUGAUGCGUAUUGUCCCAAUGGCAGUGUAUCAGAAACAUCUGUCUACCAAAUGCUCUCACUCAUCAACAAUAAACGCUUGAUAUUAGCAAGUGGAUUGCAAAUAAACGGAUACGUGGAUCAUGAUAACGCCAAAAAUCUGUUCACGAAACUGCCUCCAGCUAAAUUUUUGCCUGAAAUGACGUACGACUGCGCACUUGAACAAAAUGCUACUGAAGCUUUGGCACUGUAUAAUGAAUCCGAAGAUCAACUGCAGCUUGUUAACGGACACUUUCUUUAUAGUUUAUACUAUGGUUGCGAGGAUUGGAUGGAUGACUUUCUAGACGACAUACUCGCAGCCGAUUUUUAUGGAUUUUCUUACGUCAUCGAAUCUCAAUCUGUUAAAUAUAUGGAUGAGCAUGGGAAUUCAAGAGUUUAUGUCGAUCUGAUGCGUGCUGAUGUCUCAAGAAUAGGUUGCUCAAGCAAGAAGUUAGUAAAGAAGAACCAAUAUGAGGACUGCUGUAUAUAUCUUUGCAUUAUCAAUCAGAAGAGUAUCCAGAAGGGAGACCUCAUUUACGAAACAGGUACCGCAAAAGCCGAAUGUGAUCCCUUCAUCGAUGAUAGUUCAAAUGAAUCUACUGCAACAUUUUCUGACUCAAACCCUUCCGGUGCUUCUUAUUGUGCUAACGGUGUUUUAUCAAAAAAUGAUGUCUACCAAGUACUUUCACUCGUCAAUACUAAACGCGCGAUAUUAGCUAGUGGGUUGCAAAUGAAUGGCACAAAUUACUACGAAGAGGAUAGGACUACUGAGGAGCUCCCUCCAGCCAAAAACAUGUACAAAAUGGCAUAUGACUGCGUCCUCGAACAAAAGGCUAAGAAAGCUCUAACGACACUGGGGUGCAACGACGACAGCCAAGCAUUUAAGGAUCCCUACAUUACCCAUUCCAAUAUUUCCACCGCUCUUUGGUGCGAGUUAUUCCAAGUUGACUGGUAUGGCAUCGCUUCUUUCAAUACAACUCAGUCCUUAGAUUAUUAUGAUUGGUACGAUGAAGAAUCAACAACGAAUUAUGUCAAUCUGAUGCGUGCUGAUGCCUCCAAAGUAGGUUGCGCAAACAUGACAUGUCAAAAAUAUAGAGAAUUCGUUAUGUAUCUUUGCAUCACCGAUCAAGGGCCAAUCGAAAAUGGAGACGAACUUUAUGAAAUACGCACAGAUAAAAGUGAUAUAGAUACUGACGAUGAGUGUGGUCUUCCCUGGACUUCGAGUAUUACAUCCACGACAGUGUUUCCUAAUACAAGCACCUCAGAACCACAGUACACCACUGAAUCAUCACAGUACACCACUGCGUCAUCACAGUACACCACUGCGUCAUCACAGUACACCACUGCGUCAUCACAGCAUACCACUGCAUCUACGAAAAAAAUGAAAUCAACAAGACAAUGCGUCACAAAGACAACGAAGACACCCUGUGUCACCCUGCCGCACGCGAAGUCAAAACGGGAAGCGAGAGCUGCAAAUUUCCUCGAAGUUCUGUCUAAGAAGUCAGAAAAGCACAUGAAGGUGAGAGAGAUAGACGCCACCGGCCUGUUCCAGAAUGCUCCUGAAGAGAAGCCGCUGCGCUGAGAACUCUCUUACUCUUUCCAACGCAUGAUCUUGGAAACUUCAAAAUUUUCCAAUUUUACAUCAGUAAAAUUCGAAUAAAACCGUAUAAAUUUGAACC